Messenger RNA from Cajanus cajan (pigeon pea), 3684 nucleotides. The record is from RefSeq and is a predicted model, not a curated record. Lineage: Eukaryota; Viridiplantae; Streptophyta; Magnoliopsida; Fabales; Fabaceae.
GGUUUAUGAUCUCUUGCAGGCGGCAUUUAGAGCUUUAGCUGGAAAGGGCUACCAGACACUGCAGAGUCUGCUGUUGGAUUUUUGCCAGUGGCAUUCAAGUGAAAACCUUUUAGAUGCUUUGCUCGAUAUGCUUGUUGAUGGAAAAUUCGAUGUCAAAAUGAGUCCUAUGAUAAAGAAUGAAGAUGUAAUAAUCUUAUACCUGAUUGUACUGCAAAAGAGCAGUGAGUCGUUGCAGCAUCAUGGGCUAGAGAUAUUUCAGCAACUGCUGAGAGAUUCCAUUUCUAAUAGAGCUUCUUGUGUCAGAGCUGGAAUGCUUGAUUUUCUUCUUAAUUGGUUUUCUCAAGAAGAUAAUGACAGUGUGAUCUUUCAGAUUGCACAGUUAAUUCAAGUCAUUGGUGGGCAUAGCAUUUCAGGGAAAGACAUCCGCAAAAUAUUUGCUUUACUCCGAAGUGAGAAAGUUGGGACGAGGAGGCAGUACUGCUCUAUUAUGUUAACAACUCUCUUGUCAAUGCUACACGAGAAGGGGCCUACUGCCUUUUUUGAUCUUGAUGGAAUUGAUUCUGUAAGUUCUGAACCCAUUAUAGAUAUAUCUCUAGAAUUCCUGAUUCUUCUUUGGCAUCAACAGUAAUUUUUCUUCCAUCCUAGAUAUAAUGCUAAUACUGGGUAUAUAGUUAUUAUUCUAUGGUGUGACUAGCUGACAUCAAUGAAAGAAGAGUCAUAUUUGAAUAGUAUACAUCUUUUUAUUAAUACCGUUAUUAGAAGUGAGAAGAAAAAUGAGGAUAUAAUAACCUCCAACAAUUUAAAAAUAAGACUGCUAAUGAAGGAUAUAUAUAAGGAUCAUUAGCUUAGAAGAGCUAUACUACCCUUUGCAAACUGAAUAAGGGAAUCUCCCCUCCCCGCAACUAAAAGAUGAACCUUCACUCAUAAUGAAGCCCCAAAAACGAGUCCAUCCACAGAGACUGUAAAGGGUGGUGGCAACUCCAAUUGCAAAAUAUGUUCAUGCCUCAACAAAAUCUAAUUGUGUUAAAAAGAUGCCUUGUUUUCUGUAAAAAAAAAACGGCUUUUUGUUACCUAUUGCUUCCUAUUAUAUUAGUACCUAUGAGUUGAAAGUAGGUUGUCCUAGGGUUGUACAUUGUUUUUGUCUUGGUAAAAACCAAAUCAGAUUAUUGGCAUCCACAUUAUAUAUAUGAUCUAUUUAGUGCUUCAGUCACUCAAGCAUUUUUAUUCUAAAUACUCGUAUUCAACUUCGUAUCAAAGUGGGUUUGAUCCCAUUCUGUCGCUUCCAGUCAAGUCUUUGUUUUGUGCCAUUGUUGGCUAGUGUUAAUGAAAUCAUUAGUGAACCCUUGGAGAUAUAUCUAAUGAAAGAUCGACUUGAACUUUUGUCAAUUUUAUUCUCCUUUAGUGGGAUCAAAAAUCAAUUUGGAAAAAUAAUUAAAAUCCUUCAAAUUGACAAUGCUAGAAAGUUUUUUCAUUUAAUCUCCUCUUUUUUAUCCACUUAAGGCAUUUUGCAAAAGUCUUUUUGUCCCCAUACAUUUGAACAAAAUGGAAUAAUAGAAAGAAAAAUGAGGCAAUUGAUUGAAAUUUGAUAGGGGGCCCAUAGUUAAAAGGGUCUAUGUUAGGAGGAAAAAGGGGGAUAGUUAGUUAUUAUGAUAACUAACUGAUAGCUGUUCUGUGGAGGCAGUUAAAUUGUAUAAAUAUGAGAGAAUCAUAGAAGUAGGUAGGAAAAUAGUGGAAUAAUUCUGGAGAGAUAGGCACUCUCGAAUUCUCCUUGUAUCACUGUAUUCUUUCGGGUUUGUGUGGCCCAGCAAGGAUUCAAGAACAAUUUUACAACAAUCAUUCGUUUCUUUCAAAUCUUUCUUAAUACCUAGUUGAGAUCUAUCAACUAGCAUUAGAGCUGGUUGCGAACCUGAGGCGAUCAAGAAUGGAAAAGAAAAUGGAGAUUCGGAUGGAACAGGUGAAAAGGGGCUUGCAAGAUAUUCAGAAACGCGCUGCGGAAGAAACAGAGUGGUGUCGCAACAUAGAAGGAGCGAUGCGCGAGAUGCUGGAACAGUUAAAAGAGUUGCGCUCGACAAUGGGGAUAGUGGGAAAAAAUGCGCGGGAGGGAGACAAAAUGUCCUCGGGAUCAAGAACUGAAAAGAACAGCUGGAAGUGGCGAAACCUGGAACUUCCUCUGUUUCAGGGUGAUGAAGUGCUGGGUUGGGUAGGGAAAAUUGAGAGGUAUUUCAGAUUGAAGGGGGUAUUGGAGGAGGAGAAGUUAGAGGUUGCGAUGGUGGUGUUGCAAGGGAAAGCGUUGGCAUGGUUUCAAUGGUGGGAAGGAAGAAAUCAAAACCCUUCUUGGUUGGCUUUCAAGAAUGCCCUGUUAUGAAGAUUCCAGCCAGCGGUGGCACAAAACCCUUUUGAGGUGUUGUUGGGUCUAAAGCAAGAAGGAAGCGUUGCUGAAUAUAGGGAAAAAUUUGAGACAAAUUCAGGACCUCUCAAGAUUGGAGAUACAAAUUAUUUGAAGGGCAUUUUCUUGAAUGGCCUUAAAGAGGAGGUUAAAGCUGAGUUGAGGCUGCAUCAGCUUAGUUCUUUGGAAGAAAUUAUGGAUUUAGCUCUCUUGAUAGAAUCUAGAAAUUCUAUUUUGAAGGAGGUGGGUGGACCAUCAAAUGUCUCAAACAGAGGGGGGUGGACCAGGAGCAUUUAUGGUAGCAGGAGGGAUGAAGAAAAAAAAGGAAAUGAUGAAAAAGCUGAGACAAAAAUGGAUAAUAGUAGGAAGAUAGAAGGAAAGCAGAAUUGAAGAAAUAUGACUGAUGCAGAAUACCAAGAAAGGAGGAGAAAAGGAAUUUGUUUCAGAUGAGAACAGAAAUUCUCACCUGGGCAUGUGUGCAAGAACAAGCAAAUCAGAAUAAUGUUGCUUUAGGAAGGAGUGGAAGAGUCAGAGGAAGAAGAGGAAAUUCAAUGGAGUGGUAAGCCUUUCACCACUACUUUAGAUUUUCGGAGUAUGGUGGGUAUGACUUCCAAGUAUUCUUUCAAAUUUUGGGGAGAGUUACGAGAUAACCCAAUUUUGAUUUUGAUUGAUUGUGGAGCUUCCCAAAAUUUCAUUGCUGAAUCGGUUGUGAAGAAAUUGGGGCUGCUAGUGGAAAGAACAGAACAAUAUUGGGUAAAAGUAGGAGAUGGUCAUAGUGUGAAGGCGCAGGGGAUGUGUGCAGAUUUGGAGCUGGUGGUGCAGAGGGUUCAUUUGACACAAUUUUUAUUUGUUCGCCUUGGAUGAAGUUGACAUGAUAUUGGGAAUGGAAUGGUUAAGAGGACUGGGGGAAAUUAAGGCUAAUUUUGAUAAAUUAACCUUGAAAGUCAAGGUAGGAGGAGAAGUCUAUCAGAUUAAAGGAGAUUCUUCUUUGAGUGUAUUAGAAGCCCCGUUAAAAGGUACCCUCAAACACUUGAAGGUGGAGGAGGAGAUUUAUUGGGUGGAGUGUUGUUUGGCUGCAAUGGAACCAGAGGAGAGGAUGAGAACAAUUCCAGAUUGCAUAAGACAAAUUCUGGAAGAGUUUGAGUUUGUUUUUCAAGAACCCCAAGGGCUACCUCCUUCAAGAAGGCAAGACCAUGCUAUCAACUUAAAGGAGGGGGCAGAGAUUCCGAAUCUGAGGCCUUACAGGUAUACUUAUUAUCAAAAGAAUGAGAUUGAGAAAUUGGUGCAAGACAUGUUGA